This is a messenger RNA of Hemicordylus capensis (graceful crag lizard), 2773 nucleotides long. RefSeq names its product mitogen-activated protein kinase kinase kinase 2 (gene MAP3K2). Bases 543 to 2399 code for a protein of 618 amino acids. The transcript has 17 exons. The record is from RefSeq and is a predicted model, not a curated record. Lineage: Eukaryota; Metazoa; Chordata; Lepidosauria; Squamata; Cordylidae. Gene Ontology annotation, molecular function: protein binding; protein kinase activity; ATP binding. Gene Ontology annotation, biological process: protein phosphorylation.
GUUGACGCUCCUCCGGCUGUCUCUCGUAGUAUCACGGGUUUCUGGGUCGAGGAGGCGGAGUCUGAGGGGCUCUUGAGAAGGAAGGAAAAGGAGGGGGGACUGAUUGAGUAGGUGACGGCCGCGGGGUGGGGGUCUCGCGCUCUCGUUUCUCCCCCCGCCCCCGGGUGGCGUGAGACUGAACGAGCGAGCGCGAGGAGGCCCCUCUCAUCACCACCCCCCGCGUUUCGCGCAUUUUUGUGUGUCCCCCCCCCGCCCUGCCUCUUGUCCAUUUUUUUAUUCUCCUCCCGGGAAGCAGGAAGGGGCUGCUGGGCCUGCUCUUCUCUAUCUCGUCCCCAUCCCUUGCCUGCUCUCAUCGCGCCCGUUUCGGGGCUGGGCUCAAGCGAAAACCGGGAUCCUGGAUCCCUCCGCCAUUCCGGGCCUGGAGCCGCCGGCUUGGGGGGACCCUCCUCCCCCCUCCGCUUAUCUCCACCCCACAGGCAAUAAGAGGAUGCUAAUGGGAAAGCUGUUCUUCUGAGACGUAGGAUUUCUGGCUGGCUUCCGAUAUGGAUGAGCAGCAAGCUUUGAAUUCAAUCAUGCAGGAUUUGGCAGUCCUUCAUAAGGCAAGUCGUCCUGCAGUGCCUGUACAAGAAACAGGGAAAGCAAAAUCUUCACCAAAAAAGCAGAAUGACAUUCGAGUCAAAUUUGAACAUCGAGGUGAAAAAAGAAUUCUACAGUUUUCUAGACCAGUGAAACUGGAAGAUCUUGUGUCAAAAUCUAAAGUUGCCUUUGGACAGACUAUGAAUUUGCAUUACAGCAAUAAUGAGUUGGUGAUCCCAUUAGUUACCCAAGAUGACCUGGACAAAGCUGUUGAGCUCCUUGAUCGUAGUGUUCAUAUGAAGAGCCUCAAGAUAUUGCUUGUUGCCCAUGGAAACUCACAGAGUAACAUGGAGCCGCUGCCAUCACUGGAAGAUUUAGACAACACAGUGUUCAGAGUGACAGAGAGGAAAAACAGGCUUUCUGUAAUAGGUUACUAUACUCGUGAUAGAAGCUCGCCUCCUCCAGGAUACAUUCCAGAUGAACUGCACCAUGUAGCCCGAAAUGGGUCAUUCACCAGUAUCAACAGUGAGGGCGAGUUCAUUCCAGAAAGCAUGGAUCAAAUGCUGGAUCCAUUAUCACUAAGUAGUCCUGAAAACUCUGGCUCAGGAAGUUGCCCCUCACUCGAUAGCCCUUUAGAUGGAGACACCUACCCAAAGUCCCGGAUGCCAAGAGCUCAGAGCUAUCCAGAUAACCACCAAGAGUUUUCUGAUUAUGAUCUUCCAAUAUUUGAGAAGUUUGGCAAAGGUGGAACUUAUCCUCGAAGGUACCAUGUUUCUUACCAUCACCAAGACUACAGUGAUGGUCGUAAAACUUUUCCAAGGGCUAGAAGGACCCAGGGAAACAGUUUACGGUCCCCAGUGAGCUUCAGCCCCACUGAUCACUCAUUGAGCACAAGCAGUGGAAGCAGCAUUUUCACUCCAGAACAUGAAGAUGGACGAAUGCGGAGAAGAGGAAGUGAUAUAGACAAUCCUACUCUGACCGUAAUGGAUAUAAGCCCACCUAGCCGCUCACCACGAGCUCCAACUAAUUGGAGACUUGGUAAACUGCUGGGCCAGGGUGCAUUUGGCAGAGUUUACCUAUGCUAUGAUGCAGACACAGGACGAGAACUAGCUGUUAAACAAGUUCAGUUCGAUCCUGACAGCCCAGAGACCAGCAAGGAGGUAAAUGCACUUGAAUGUGAGAUUCAGUUGCUGAAAAACCUGCUUCAUGAGAGAAUUGUUCAGUAUUAUGGCUGCUUGAGGGACCCUCCUGAAAGAACACUCUCUAUAUUCAUGGAAUAUAUGCCAGGGGGCUCAAUUAAAGACCAGUUGAAGGCGUAUGGCGCCCUUACAGAAAAUGUGACUCGGAAGUAUACUCGUCAGAUCUUGGAAGGUGUUCACUAUUUGCACAGUAACAUGAUUGUACAUAGAGAUAUUAAAGGAGCAAAUAUUCUCCGGGACCCUGCAGGCAAUGUUAAGUUGGGUGAUUUUGGUGCCAGCAAACGGUUACAGACGAUCUGUCUGUCUGGCACUGGAAUGAAGUCUGCCACAGGAACUCCAUACUGGAUGAGUCCAGAAGUUAUCAGUGGAGAAGGGUAUGGGAGGAAAGCAGAUAUCUGGAGUGUAGGCUGUACAGUGGUGGAAAUGCUCACUGAGAAACCGCCUUGGGCAGAAUUUGAAGCAAUGGCUGCCAUCUUUAAAAUUGCCACCCAGCCAACCAAUCCCCAGCUGCCACCUCACGUCUCAGACCACGGUCGGGAUUUCCUAAAGCGGAUUUUUAUUGAGGCUAAGUUGCGACCAUCCGCAGACGAACUGCUAAGACACACAUUUGCACAUUAUCACUGAUGGCCUGCCUCAAUCCAACUCUCACCUACUGCAUUUAUUUUGACUGCACUUUUUUUUUACAAAAAAUUGAAAAAAGACAAGGGAGAAGUUAUUUCUCUUGAUUCUUUAUUGCAUAUAGAUUGUUAACAAUCUUGCUUUGUAUUUAGAAUGCAGAUUUUGUCCCCCAUUUAGAACUAGAAUAUUUUUGUUUUGGUAAUGUACUGAUGUGGUUCGCAUAAAGCACUUUAGUACAUAUUCUUCAUUCCUUAUUUAAGUGGGAAAAGGCAAAUGAUUUGGACCAUCAACAAUUGCUUAAUUUUUUUCUCUAGCACAGCUGACUAACUCAGGAUGCAGGGGAAAAUAAUAUAUGUUGCUAGCAGAUGUGGCAAAGGAAA